Molecule: messenger RNA, 699 nt
Organism: Phragmites australis (common reed)
Lineage: Eukaryota; Viridiplantae; Streptophyta; Magnoliopsida; Poales; Poaceae
Product: protein BOLA4, chloroplastic/mitochondrial
Exons: 3
Coding region: 72-557 (161 amino acids)
Source: RefSeq, a predicted model, not a curated record
CAGGCACAAGCACCGCACUCGUAAAAUCCUCUCCUGUCCUAUUUUCUUUUCUCUAAGACGCCAGCACGACGAUGCUGCAGAUGAGGUCCGCCGCAACCGCCGCGCCGUGCUCCCUUGCCACGCUUCUGCUCCGACGCCUUUCCUUGUACUCAUCCUCUCCCGUGUAUUCGAUCCGCCACCACGCCCCGGCUGCCCUCUCCUCCCAGUCCUCCGGCACCUGGUCCCCUCCUCCUCUUUCUUGCAGCCCCAGGGCCAGGGGCUUCUCGGCCUGGGCCUCUUCUUCGGGGCCGGUGGGGCCCGCCGAAUCCCCCGCUACGAAGGCGCUGGAGGCCAAGAUCAAGGAGCAGCUGGAGGCGGACGCGGUCACCGUCGUCGACACCUCUGGGGAUGGUCGCCACGUCGUCAUAGACGUGGUUUCGAAGGUGUUCGAGGGAAAAUCUGCAGUAAAUAGGCAGAGAAUGGUUUACAAGGCUAUAUGGGAAGAGCUUCAGAGCACCGUGCAUGCCGUGGACCAAAUGACUACCAAGACACCUGCUGAAGCUGCUGCGAACAAGUAAUCGACAUCUGCAUAAGACAUACGAGAAGACGGAUAAACUGUUGUAUGGAGAUCUGACCAUUGUCUCAAUCACGUUUACGUUCUUUCCAGGGUACUAUUAUUCUACAUGUGAAUGGUCAAUAAUUCAAAGUUGUUGGAUUUGA